Cladocopium goreaui is the source of this 4295-nucleotide messenger RNA. The record is from the annotation of a GenBank genome assembly. Lineage: Eukaryota; Dinophyceae; Suessiales; Symbiodiniaceae.
CGGCGAUGUCCGGCUCGCAGCAUGCCGUCUUGAUCAGUUUUGGUGUUGAGCUUUUGGCAUGUUUUGGCUUUUUGGUGUUGAGCCAACAACAGAAAACUACCACAAGAUAUUCAAGAUACCAUUUCUUUGUAUUGUCGCGCAAAAAGCAACCAUGCGCCCUGGGCCAACCUUUGUGACACCCUUGUGACACCCUUGCGACCUUUCAGUUUUCGGCUUCAGACGGCUUGCCACGCAUUCCAGCUAUUUUCCAGCUAUUUUCCAGCUAUCUUCCACCAUGCGUAUGCAGCGUACGCAAUGUGCACAGUGGAUGCUGUGGUAUCGCCUGGUCCUGUUCGCCUGGACCGCAGUCCUCAUCGCCGGGGGCGCUGUCGCUUGGAAAUUCAUCUCGGAGCGCGGCUUUCAUCUUCCAGCGAUUCCAGGCAGCCAGUACGACAAAGAGGAGCAGUCGUACCUGGGUUUCUUCGGUGAUGGUGUGGAUGGGGCUCAGGCUGCGCUGGUGCUUGGCAGUGAUUCUCCAGUCAUGGCGAUGACCAACGUAUCUACCUGUCAGAUCAAACCAGCUCUGCAACAAGUUGGGAGCACUGGAAACACUUUCCAGUUGGAGUUGUCCUGUCAGAAUGAGUCUGCACCUGGCGGUGGAUGUAUCACAUCUUCACAACUCAGAAGUGAAGUGUACUCGCUGGUGAGCAUGUUCAUGUCCAACAUGAUGUCGCCAGAGAAUUUGUCUCACUUCCUCGAGCUACAGGUGGAACCAAUGCUGGAUGCUGCUCCGGAGAUGUUGGCUUGUCCGCAUGUUGAGGACACCUUUCAAAAAAACCUGGCAGAAGCAUCUUUCCAAGUGGAAGAGUCCCUUCGCCAGAAAAUGCCGAACUGCGACUUAGCAGUUCUGUCUUUCUGGUCUCUGCCUCCUCAACAGUUUCAGCGCAACUUGACCUUUGCAGAGUUCAAGUUUGAAGUCACGGUCACGCUCCCGGCAGGAAGCUUUUGGAAUGUUUUUCAAAAACUGCUCAGCUCCAAAAGCCAAGAACAAAUCAUGGUGGCAGUUCGUGCGCACACAUGCAACGGCUUGCCAGUUGCUGACUUCUCACAGGAGGCUCUUCAAGUGGCCAACAUUCUGAAGGAUGUUGCCGAGGCGGCAGAGGGCAUCGACGGUACCAACUUGAAAGCCGAAGUGAUGUCCUUCGCCAUCAUCGUGGAAAGUAUCAGAGAUGGGGUUGAAGUGGUGAUGGCCAUGUCAACAGGUACCCUUCCCCUUGGGAUUGCGGUCUUGGCAUACAUGGUGGGGAACCCGCGCUUGGUGAUCAUUGCCAUCAUCAAUGUACUAGCUGCCGUCACAGGUUCGGUGCUGGUCAUGGAGUGCCUUGUAACCCACCUGAUGCCGGUGAGCAUUUUCACGCCGCCCUUCUUGAUUGCAGUGGUCCUGUCCAUGUCCAUUGACUAUGCCUUGUUUCUUUUGAGCAGAUUCCAGAAGGAGACAGCAGCAGGUGCAGCAGCAGCUGAAGCCAUGGCUAUCAGCCUUUCCACAUCUGGCCGUAUCGUCGCGCAAGCUGGUGUGAUCUUAGCAUGCUGCUUUGCCUGCUUACUGAUGACGCCAGUGCAACUGGUCAGUGCUAUGGGAGCAGGUGGGCUUGUGGCGGUGGCUGUGGCCAUGGCGGCCAACCUCACCUUGACCCCAGCUCUGAUUUUAGGAACGCGACCCACUUUCUGGAUUAGCAAGCCCAAUGCACCUUGUCGACCUUGUCGUCAAGCUCCAGAGGGAGAUGCUGAAGCACCAGCAGGUGACGAAGAGUUGCAUGUUCCCAAUGUUUCCAUGGGCUUUUGGCGGAGAUUUGGGGAGCGGUUGACGAGCUGUGCCAAGCCUCUUCUGUUCUUGAUUCUACUCUCUGCAGCCCCUUGCGUUUGGAAGGACUCGAUGCCUUCUUCAGACAUGUUGGGUUUCACACCAGCCCUUCCACAAGGCUCGUCCACAGCCAAAAUCUUCCACAGCAUUGGUGAAGAGUUUGGAUAUGAAGUUCUUUUCCCCACAACAAUUGGGCUUGUGGCUCCAGCUGAAGUGAACCUGGAAGCGUGGAGGCUCCAGGCUUGCAAGGCUUUACAGGAGAUUGGGGAAGAGGUGUACAGAAGUGACUUCACGAGUUCAACCUUCAUGAGUGAAGUCAUCAUUGAUGGCAAGUGCUUGGCAGUUGAUGUUGCUGGAAGUCUGCUGAAGUGGUGGCAAACCAAUGGACAGGAAGGUACCGUCGCCUACAUCGACUACCCAUUGAAUCCUUUGUCCAUCGAUGGACAACGAUGGACCAAGAGCUUGCAGAGAGCUGUGGAAGACCAUCAUCGGGGCAGAUGGUAUGUGCAUGGAUAUGGUCCACUCUUGUCCAGCCAAUCUGGUGAGAUUCGCGAGUUCUUUCCAUAUUUGGUUGUUGCAACGGUUUGCGCGGUCCUUCUCAUUUCCAUUUGCUUCACACGAUCUGUUUUAUGGAGCUUGCGGGCCCUCCUUUGCCUGUUCUGGAUGUUAGCUGUUCUUUGGUGUUUGUCCUCCCUCGUCUUUCCUGAAGGGCUGUACUACAUUGUGCCUUCCAUGAUGUUGCCCUUCCUGGUGGGUGUGGCCUUGGAUUAUGACAUUUUCUAUACUGAGGCAGUCUUGGAAGAAUGCAAUGGUGGCCUCCCAGUGAAAAAGGCUGGCAUCAAAGCGCUUGAGAAGACUGCCAACAUCAUCACAGCAGCCGGAGUGGUCAUGAUAAUAGCCUUCUGCCCACUCCUGCUUUCUUCAACGUUAGUCUUGAAGCAGAUUGGUUUCAUGGCAAUUGGUGGUUUGUCUAUCAGUGCUUUCUGGAACACCAAAGUGGCCAUGCCCGUGUGCUUGCACUUCUUCGGGAAGCACAGCUUUUGGCCUCGGAAUUUGGAGAAAAAGCAGCGCUGCCAGCAGCCAAUUGAUGCCAUUUUCCUGGGGCACCCUGCCUACCUGGUAGAUACGUUUACCUUGUUGACCUCGCCUGACACCGAAAAGCCAUGGAGCGCAUCGUGGUGGAUGUACCUCUUCCUUCCUGUUCUUUGGCUGUUUGGUUUCGUUGGGGCACAUAUCUUGAGGCGCCUUGGCUUGCCAAAUCAUGUUGUUUUGGAUGACUACGAGUACAACGGCCUUCAUGUCCAGACUUGGGGGGUUCUGCACUUCGGCCGCCACUUUCGCAACUCUUUGGAACUUCAUGAUGCUCGACGCAACGUGAGGGCAGCAGCCAGCAGGGCUGAGAAGACCGGCGCCCGGGUGCUAGGAUUAGGUGCGCUCAACAAGGCAGAAUCUUUGAACCGUGGAGGCCUGGACUUGGUUCAACACUUGCCUUUAAGCCGAAGCAUGUGUGUGACUCAUGGAGAUCAUCUCACAGCUGCUGCAGUGGUGGAGAAUGUGCUACGGCUGGUCGCAAGGUUCCCUGAGUUUCGGGAGAAAAUCUUCAUGACCGGAGCCACGGGGAAGACCGGGAAGGCCGUUGCGCUGGCCUUAUUGCGCCGCGGUGUCUCCGUGAUGUGCCACAGUGGCAGCAAGCAAAGACGAGAUGAAUUGGAGACUCAUGGGCUAGCCACUGCAUCCCACCUGCGUGAUGGGGCUGACUGCGGCAUGUGGAUUGUGGGUAAAUAUGACCAGUUGGUGAACCAAGUCAUGCCUCUAUCUGCUGUUGCCUGUGUCUUUGCGGUGCCAAAUCCAGUUAAUCCAGUGUCCCGCUCAGAUGUCAUGGUAUAUGCUGGUGCCACCAUGCAGAUUGAUGAGUCGCGCUUGAAAGGACAACGAGCAAAUCUGAAGCUCUUACGCCAAGAGAUUUAUGCAUGCAAUGCAGCCACCCUGCUUCUUGCAUCAGGUUCCAAGCAGUUCGAUGAUUUGGGUGAAGUGGAUCCACUGACAUUGGAAGGCUACCUGGAGGGGGCUGAAUCCAUUGGCAUCACUCUGAAGCCUCUUGAAGACUUGCAUAGUAAGGGGCGGUAGCUCUUAGAAUUUUGGGUUGUGACCUUUUUUGCACAUUUGUGCUACAGCUACAGCUACCGCGGCGCAGGAGGCCAAAGGGCCUUAAGCCUUAGCGGAAUGUGGCUCUCUCACAACCAUUUUUCCAGUUGCGCAGCAUGCGCAGUGGUUGUACAGCAUGCACAGAGGUCAUGGGAUUGAUCGACGCAAUAGCAAACCAGACAACACGAAGACCCCAAGUUUUGAUUUCUCAUCAAGUUCGAUGAAUCUCGCUUGAAAUGGGCUUGAUGAGCCAUGAAAGGUUUGCUGUUGUGUCUAAGUCCAUGUCAUUGCCUAGAGGCUGUGCCAACGC